AUGACCAAGGAGGAGGCCCAGGCUGCGGUGGAGGAGGAGGUGGUUGAUGAUGAGGACCUCAGCAGCGACUCCGAGGGCGACAUGCCCGAGCUGGACGAUGAUGAGGAGGGCGGCAAGGGCAAGCAGAGCCGCUCGGAGAAGAAGAGCAGAAAGGCUAUGCAGAAGCUGGGCAUGAAGCCCGUGCCCCACGUGGCGCGCGUGACCAUCAAGAAGAGCAAGAACAUCCUCUUCGUGAUUCAGGCGCCCGACGUGUUCAAGUCGCCGGCCAGCGACACCUACGUGAUCUUUGGCGAGGCCAAGAUCGAGGACCUCUCGGCCCAGGUGGGAUGA
Messenger RNA from Monoraphidium neglectum, 330 nucleotides. Its product is annotated as Nascent polypeptide-associated complex subunit alpha-like protein 1. Gene Ontology annotation, cellular component: nascent polypeptide-associated complex; cytoplasm. The transcript is spliced from 4 exons. Gene Ontology annotation, biological process: protein targeting to membrane. Bases 1 to 330 code for a protein of 109 amino acids. The record is from RefSeq and is a predicted model, not a curated record. Lineage: Eukaryota; Viridiplantae; Chlorophyta; Chlorophyceae; Sphaeropleales; Selenastraceae.